AUGGCGAACCCUGGGAGUUGGAGCGGAGGAUCAGGAAGGGGUCCGGUGGUGGAUUCCAGGAGUGGCGUUGCAAAAUUCGAGGAGAAUUUGGCGAACUUCAAGGCGAUCACCGGCCUCGACGACCCCGAAUUAUCCAUCGGUAAUUGGGACCUCGAGGUGGCAAUCUCCUCCUCCGCUUCCCCUCCGCUCUCGUCCCCUGCCAAGAUCGCCGCUAGAUUGAUUUCUGCGGCUGAAAACUGCUCCGCAGCUUCCGUGGUCUCAAUCCGAAGCAGGAUCUUGUCGAAGCGCAUGUUGUCUAUGGUGGUACAGGCCUCAUCACCGGCGCACUGGGACUUGGCGCCAGGGUCGCCGGCGGCGUCACCUCCAGCACUAUUGUGCUUCUCAGGCUGGCGCCUCCGAGCAGACCAGACGGUGGUGCGUCCUCUCCGAUUCCCCCUGGGUUGAUUCCCAUCCUGAGAAGUUUAUGGGAUCUCAAAUCUGACAAGAAACGGAAGCUCUUUAAAAAUUUUGUUAUGGUGCACCAGUAUUCCUUACAAUGGCAUACUCAGGAAGUUAGUACACCGUGA
Messenger RNA from Spirodela intermedia, 566 nucleotides. The record is from the annotation of a GenBank genome assembly. NCBI's taxonomy places the organism in Eukaryota, Viridiplantae, Streptophyta, Magnoliopsida, Alismatales, Araceae.